Protopterus annectens (West African lungfish) is the source of this 2952-nucleotide messenger RNA. RefSeq names its product calcium voltage-gated channel auxiliary subunit alpha2delta 3 (gene CACNA2D3). Gene Ontology annotation, cellular component: voltage-gated calcium channel complex. NCBI's taxonomy places the organism in Eukaryota, Metazoa, Chordata, Ceratodontiformes, Protopteridae. The transcript is spliced from 30 exons. Gene Ontology annotation, molecular function: voltage-gated calcium channel activity. The record is from RefSeq and is a predicted model, not a curated record. Bases 1 to 2619 code for a protein of 872 amino acids.
AUGAGUGGCGAACCAGGUAUAUUGAUCGAUGAUCCUGGUUUAUUAGCCUUCCAACAGAGUCAGGAGUUAGAAGGAGCUGAAGGGGGACUAUCCAAUGGAACCAUGAACGGUGACAGAGGAGUUGGAUUACCAUCUAAUAUUACUCCAGAUGUGAGGGGGCGAGGAGGUAUACAACUUAAUUUGAAUCAAUGGCUGAGUCAGCCAUUUCACCUGUCCACCUGCAAUGAUUCAUCUGGUGCAUUGCCUAACAUGGCUGAAGUAUUUUAUAUAGGCAAGACGGACAGGAGACUAAAUGAACGCAUGUAUGAACACUUGUACUCGAUGAAGAAGGUUAAACUGGACAAUGCCCUGGCAAAACGUGGUAAUGAUAAUCCUGGACAUGAGUUCACCUUCAUGUUCAACCACACAGGACAGGGAAGCAUUUGUAGUCAAGCAAUAAUGCUUGUCACUGAUGGAGCUGUGGAUACCUAUGAUGCAACAUUUGCAAAGUUUAACUGGCCAGAUCGAAAGGUUCGAAUAUUUUCCUACUUGAUAGGACGGGAGACUGCUUUUGCUGAUAACCUGAAGUGGAUGUCAUGUGCUAACAAAGGUUUCUUCACUCAGAUAUCAACUUUAGCCGAUGUUCAAGGAAAUGUCAUGGAGUACCUCCAUGUUCUAAGCAGACCCAAAGUCAUAGACCAAGAGCAUGAUGUUAUAUGGACAGAAGCAUACAUUGACAGUACUCUUCCUCAGGCACAAAAGCUUGCUGAUGACCAGGGUCUUGUUUUGAUGACUACUGUUGCCAUGCCAGUGUUCAGUAAGAAAAAUGAGACAAGAACAGAAGGGGUACUUCUAGGAGUUGUUGGUACAGAUGUUCCAGUUAAAGAACUUUUGAAGGCUAUUCCAAAAUAUAAGUUAGGUAUUCAUGGAUAUGCAUUUGCAAUAACAAACAAUGGAUAUAUUCUGACUCAUCCAGAACUAAGGCCUUUGUAUGAAGAAGGGAAGAAAAGGAGGAAACCUAAUUACAGCAGUGUUGACCUUUCAGAAGUGGAGUGGGAGGACAGAGAUGAUGUGCUUAGAAAUGCAAUGGUAAACAGAAAAACUGGAAAAUUCUCAAUGGAAGUGAAGAAAACAGUGGAUAAGGCAAAACGGGUUCUUAUGAUGACAAAUGACUACUACUACACUGAUAUUAAGGGUACUCCUUUCAGCCUAGGUGUGGCUUUAUCUAGAGGACAUGGCAGAUACUUCUUCCAUGGAAAUGUAACAAUCGAUGAAGGUUUACAUGAUUUAGACCAUCCAGAUAUGUCUCUGGCAGAUGAAUGGACAUACUGCAACACAGACUUAAAACCUGCACAUCGGCAUUUAUCCCAGCUGGAUGCUAUAAAACUCUACCUCACAGGAAAACAGCCAUCACUUCAAUGUGACAAAGAGCUAAUUCAAGAGGUUUUAUUUGAUGCAGUGGUCACUGCACCAAUAGAAGCAUAUUGGACGAGUUUAGCACUGAACAAAUCAGAAAAUUCUGAUAAGGGUGUUGAAGUUGCAUUCCUUGGCACUCGAACAGGUCUGUCACGUAUUAGCUUGUUUGUUGGAGCUGAACAAUUGACAAACCAAGAUUUUCUCAGAGCUGAAGACAAGGAGAAUAUAUUCAAUGCUGAUCAUUUUCCACUGUGGUACAGGCGAGCAGCUGAACAAAUCUCUGGCAGCUUUGUUUAUUCUAUUCCAUUCAGUACAGGGUCAGAAAAUAAAAGCAAUGUUGUGACUGCCAGUACAGCAAUCCAACUUCUUGAUGAUAGAAAAUCUCCAGUGGCAGCAGCUGUAGGUAUUCAAAUGAAAUUAGACUUUUUUCAAAGGAAGUUCUGGACAGCCAGCAGACAGUGUGCCUCUUUAGAUGGAAAAUGUUCAAUAAGUUGUGAUGAUGAUAACAUAAAUUGCUACUUGAUAGACAACAAUGGAUUUAUUUUGGUCUCUGAAAACUACUAUGAGACUGGCAGUUUUUUUGGUGAAGUUGAAGGAGCUGUCAUGAGCAAACUCCUGGCAAUGGGAUCAUUUAAAAGAAUUAAUCUGUAUGAUUAUCAAGCCAUGUGUAAAACAACAAUUGACAGCAGUGGAAGUGCCCACAGCUUACUGGAUCCUUAUUAUGCUGUGUUUGCUGCAGUUAAAGGAAUUAUGGCUGAAAUAUUCUUAUUUUUAUUAGAAUUCAACCUGUGCAGCUGGUGGUAUUCAGACUUGACAGUGAAAGCACAGAGACCUAAGCAGACACUGGAGCCUUGUGAUACAGAAUAUCCAGCUUUUAUAUCAGAGAGAACAAUAAAAGAGACUACAGGAAAUAUUGACUGUGGCGAAUGUCUCAAAUCAUUUGUUAUACAGCAAAUUCCGAGCAGCAAUUUAUUUAUGGUAGUAGUGGACAACGAAUGUGAAUGUGACAGCUUUCCACCAAUCACAAUGGAACCUAUAGAAAUUAUGUAUAAUGAAUCUCUUAAAUGUGAGCGCUUAAAAGCACAGAAGAUAAGAAGACGGCCAGAUUCAUGUCAUGCAUUUCAUCCUGAUGAAAAUGCUCGUGAAUGUGGAGGAAUCCCUGAACUGCGACCACAGAUUACAACUGUGCUAUUUCUUCUGCUUUUAAGUCUUUUAGUAAGGUGACAAAAAUGGAUAUAUUUGUGUGGCAUGCAAAAAUUUCAAUUUCAUGGAUAAACUGAACUGGAAACAAGCAGACACUACAUAAGAGAACUGCAAUUCAGAUGAGCAUCACGUGUCAUGGCAUGUCACCAUUGCUAGAAGUCAGAUAAAUCAUGAACAUAAUAUCACUCCUUUGAGUUGCGAGUCAUGAAAUGUUGAUGUUUAUAUUAUGUGGUAAGGAAAAAGUUAAAAGGACAUGAGUCUGCAGAAGGAUAUGUUGCUAUAAAUGGCUUUGCCUCAUCUAUAAGAGUUUAUCCUUGUUUGUGUACUUUUUAAUAAAGUAUAUUACAAAACGUG